This is a messenger RNA of Candida tropicalis MYA-3404, 3927 nucleotides long. RefSeq names its product ubiquitin-specific protease. Bases 1 to 3927 code for a protein of 1308 amino acids. Gene Ontology annotation, molecular function: cysteine-type deubiquitinase activity; proteasome binding. Gene Ontology annotation, biological process: protein deubiquitination; proteasome-mediated ubiquitin-dependent protein catabolic process; regulation of proteasomal protein catabolic process. The record is from RefSeq and is a predicted model, not a curated record. The transcript has a single exon. Lineage: Eukaryota; Fungi; Ascomycota; Pichiomycetes; Serinales; Debaryomycetaceae.
AUGAGUUCUGAGAAUUACAAGGAUUUUUCAUCGUCAUCCUGUUCCACAAGUAAUCCUGAUAACCAGAUUGACAACGAUUCAGACGAUGAAUCACCAGUUUCAGUACAAACAAAUAAUUCUCCAGAAAACCCACCAAAUCAAUUCCAUUCAAAUAAUCCAUUCAGAUCUUCUGCAUCAGCAAUAUCGGAAUCGUCUCAUGAAUCAACACCUGUAUCACAACCACCACCACCACCGAAACGACAACCAGAACCGCAACAUUUGCGCACAAAGAUCCCAAAUCAAGAAUUAUUAAAGUAUCCUUUUAAAACCUUGAAUAGAAUAUUGGAUGAUUUGAAAUGGACAGUUCCCGUGAAGGAAAUGUACAACUUCAGCUUGUUGAAUAGUAAGCCAAUUGACUAUUCUGAAGAGCUAAGUAGAGUGGUCGAUUCAUCUAUUUUACCAUUUGAUACGUUGAUUCUCAACAAUGAUGUCGAUUAUUGCAAAUCCGUUGAGAAAUUGGAAUUUCCUGACACACAACAAGUAUUGUAUAUCAUGAGAGGAUUAUUACUGGAUAAAAAAAAGAAAGUUUAUCACUUUCGAAUUCUUGCUCUCGAAACAAAUUCAAACCCUUUUGUUACUAAGAUUAUCGACAAGCAUAAUUAUCAUGUGAUUCCAAAAAGCAGAGUUUCGGAUCAUGACUUGAAGUUGUUGCAAGAUGAUUCGAACGAAUUUGAGAGUAUUAUUGAUGACAGUUUUUAUAGGAGUUUGAACUCGCCAAAUGGUCAAAUUUUAAGGGUGACUUUGUUUGACCUGGAAUUUUCUAAAGAAGAUUUAAUUCCUUUGACUGACGAAAAGAUAAUCAAAGAAAGAUACUUGGAGGGUGUUGAAAGGCAUCCUAAUUUGUCUCCUGAAACAAUCCCAAAUUCUACUCAUUGCAUUAAAACCUUGAUCAAAGUAUUGAAAGGUCCUGUUAUGUUGAAAUCACUGGAUAUUAUUAAAACCAUUAGUCUCAAGAACACAGUGAUGGACGCACAGAUUGAUGUUAAUUUGUUAUUUGAUAAAUUGUCAUUCACUCUGAAUGGUGACGAGGUUGUUCCUCCUAAUUUGAACGAGUCCCAUGGAUUAAGAGAAUCGUAUAUUAGAAAAAUUCUAGAGUUGAUUUAUUUUGCAAAGAAUCUUCUGGUAUCUUCCAAUGAAUUCCAAAGUCAGUAUUCAUUUUCAGAGAAUAUGUCACAAAUUUUCAAUACUAUUGUCGAAUUUGACAAACACACCAGUGUUACCAACUUCAGUAGCAAUUAUUCAAACAGGUUCCCAUUCUUCAUCAACCUUAGUGCAUCUGCUUACUUUCCGGAUGAAUUAAUCAUAAAAUGCUUCGAGUUAACAGUACAAUCAGAUAGAGCUAAUAGUCUUUACUAUGUCGAUUCUUUGAAGCAGAUUCGUAAUUUCCGCCACAGUAGCAGCAACGGGUAUUCCAAUACCAAACUUGAUAGCUAUUUUAGGCAACAUGAGUUGAUUGGAUUUAGUGAUUACCUUGAAUCCAUGAAGAUUAUAGGGUUGGCAGUUGAAAAUAACGACAUUGACUCAAUCGAUGACGACGUGAUUAUUGCCAUGUACCGAACACAAAUUAAGAAUGAUUCAAGAAACUAUCAAUAUUUCAAUGAUCAUUUGAGAAAAAUUGCUAAAAUCAAAAAUUCCGAGAAACUCACAGACUUCAUACAUGAAGAGUUGUUGCCUGAGAGUUUAGCACUUGAGGAGUUAUCUAUUGAAGAAAUAACUGAAGAUGACGUGGUUAUAACUGCAUACGAAUUCAAAUUGGAUGAUCUUUUGCAACGCAAUGGAUUUAAUACUGAGUCCAAUGAGGUUGUGUUGUUAAAUAAAGCUUUGUUAUCGGUAGCAGUUUAUCGAAAGAGUUUUAUCUUAUUGAAUUAUUUGGAAACCAAAUUGCCUGAUUGCGUGAAAAUACCAGCAAUGGAUGAUCUUACUAUUCACAAGGCCUAUGAAUUACUUGGAAUCAACAAUAAAGCCAACGAAUCGGAGAUUAUUAAUGCAUUCCAGACAAAAUCAGUUAAGGAAUCGGAUGUACGGUUGUUAAGAAGUGCAUUCCGUUUAAUCGCAGAAUUUAAAAAAUCAGAAAUCCUAUUUAGUUUUAUCAAAACAGGUAAAAUUGAUACAUCUUUGUUACCUGCUGAAAAUUGGCCAGCAGGUUUGGAUAAUAUUGGGAAUACUUGUUAUUUAAAUUCAUUGUUACAAUAUUACUUCUGUAUCAAACCGUUAAGAGAUUUAAUUUUGACUUUCAAUGAAAAUGAUUACAAAUCAGAUGAUUAUUCUGAAGAUAGAAAAGUUGGGGGUAGAAAAGUUGAGAAAUCUGAAGUUCAAAGAUCGAGCCAAUUUAUUUACCAAUUACGUCGUUUGUUUGAAGAAAUGAUUUAUAGUAAUCAAAGAUGUGUUGAACCAAACAAAGAACUAGCAUACUUAUCUUUCCUUCCAUUAUCGCAACCAGUCAACUUUAGACAACAUGAAAAAUCAACAAAGAGUACCGAGGCAACAGAAGCUAAUGUAAUUGAAGUCAAGAUUGAUGAGGAUGAUGACAAUAAUUUAAUUAUUGAGCAUAAAGAAGAGCAAACAGGUUUACCAUCAGCAGCAGAUGAUACUGGCAAUGCCAACGAUGUUACAAUGAUUGAUGAAGAAACUGAGCCUGUUACCAAUGCUGGUGGUUCAUAUGACGAUGCAAUUCUUGUUGACAUGGGCGAGGGUACUCCUCAACCACCAACAUUACCACCCCGUGAACAAAACGGUGACAAUAACGAUGAUGUUGACGAUGAUGACGAAGAAUUGGAAACUCCGGGUACUUCUAGUGACGAUGAUCAUAAUCUUUCACUUCCAAAAAUACUACCAAUUCUGACUGAUCAAAUAGAAAGCACAAUCGAGGUUGGUAGACAACAAGAUGUUACUGAAUGUAUUGAAAAUGUUAUCUACCAAAUUGAAACAGCGUUGCCACCAGAAUCUUUGGAUAAAGAUGGAGAACAAUAUGAUUUGAUUAAGAAAUUGUUUUAUGGUAAAACAAAGCAAACAAUUACUCCAUUAGACAAGUCCUUGAAGAGUCGUGUUUCCUUUGAAAGAUUUUUUAGUUUGAUUAUUAAUGUUAGUGAUCAUCCAAAGAGUAUUUAUGAUGCAUUAGAUUAUUAUUUCAAUGAUGAUAUUGUGAAGUUAGAAGAAGGAUUAGUUAAAAAGAGUAUAACUAUUCUGGAAUUGCCACAAAUUCUUCAAUUCCAUGUACAGAGAGUUAUGUUUGAUAGAGAGAGACUAAUGGCAUAUAAAUCCAUUGAACCAAUUCCGUUCAGUGAUAAGAUUUAUUUGGAUAGAUAUUUAGACACUGAUGAUGAAGAAAUUCUUAGCAAGAGAAACCAAGUGUUUGAAUGGAAAAAAGAAAUUAAACAAUUACAAGAUGAAAAGGCUAAAUUAUUGAAAACCGAUGAAGACACUUCUUUGAAUAUAAUUGAUAAUUUGAAAAUCACAAAGAAAUAUCUUGAAAAAAGAAUCAUUCUUGAUGAUUCAUUAAGUAUUGAUUUAACAACCAUUCAAAUUAUUCAACUGGAAAUUGAUAAUUUAUCAUCUAAAUUACUUACAAUAGAUUCUCAAAUUGAAAAGAUUAAUCAUCUGAUAAAUAAUCAAUUUACAGAUUACAAAGAGGUUUGUUAUGAUAUAUUUGCAAUUUUCAUUCAUAGAGGAGAAGCAAGUUAUGGACAUUAUUGGAUUUAUAUUAAAGAUCCCCAUAAUAGGGAUAUUUUCAGAAAAUAUAAUGAUGAAAUUGUUACUGAAGUUCCAAGUAGUGAAGUUUUCAAUUUCUUAGAAACCAAUACGGCUACUCCUUAUUACAUUGUUUAUGUUAAAGAUGAAUUAGAAUUGAAUUAUAUAGAGCCAUUAAAGAGAGAAAUCAAACAAACUUGA